Messenger RNA from Branchiostoma floridae (Florida lancelet), 2179 nucleotides. RefSeq names its product alkylglycerol monooxygenase-like. The record is from RefSeq and is a predicted model, not a curated record. Gene Ontology annotation, biological process: lipid biosynthetic process. Gene Ontology annotation, molecular function: oxidoreductase activity; iron ion binding. Lineage: Eukaryota; Metazoa; Chordata; Leptocardii; Amphioxiformes; Branchiostomatidae. Bases 788 to 2143 code for a protein of 451 amino acids. Gene Ontology annotation, cellular component: endoplasmic reticulum. The transcript has 12 exons.
CGCCUUUCCCACAAAUACACGACUAUGGAUCGAACCCAGGACCCUUGAUCCUGGACUCGAGUUGUUGACUCGGAAACUGAAGAGUUCUGAAAUCCCUGAUAGGUCCCGAUGUUGUUGAAACGUACUUUACACCAAUUUCCUACUUUAUCCGACUCUUUUUAUUUCAGAACAUAUUAGACAGUGGAUAGUACACUGAUGUGUUACGACGUAACUGUACAACUGAUAUGCAAUGCAACAAAACAGUGUUUGUUCAACAUCACGUACGGUGUGAGAGGGACCGGAGUAACCCCGCAUAUCCUGAAGCAGAGAGAUUUUGGCAUUUCCGCACGAGUUGAGCUAGUCCCUACCAAACUCCCGCAUGGCCGAAUAGUAAUGGGGGCUUUGGCGAAGUUAGGAAUAAAAGCCUAGCAGCAGUUGCCUAGGACUGCAUUGUCCGGCCGGCGGGAAAGACUUAAAGGCUGACCGAAAUCCCAUGGCAACUUAUUUGUCCCUAUUUGGCCAAAUUCUUCUCUUUUUUCAUCCAGCUGACACGUCUGCUUGAAGACUAGAGUUGUGCACUGUUCUCCAAAACACGCAUCAAUUUUCAGGGUUCUGAUAACCUAGCGGUCGCGACGCUGAUCACGACGUGACUUGGAGUCAAGAGGUGUACAGACAUUUGUUUGCUCAGGACAGAAACAGGCACGUUUCGUGUUCACAGAAAACCCGUUCACAGUGGAACGUCAAUCAAACAAAGUCGUAAAAUCAGAGGCUUCCUUCCCUUCAUAUCAUAAGAGGUUUGGCCCACAACAUGGACGGACAUCAAGACGUACAGAUGCGCCCUUCAACUGCGCCAACUUUCGUCACCGGGUUUCGACAAAUCUUCUACCUCGUUACUCCAUCUGAGACUACAUUUGAGGCUCUAGAGGAAGUUCCGAACUAUGUGAAGCAGGCAAUGCCCUUUGUAGUUAUCUUGUUCCUGGUUGAGACGUUGGUUGCCUGGAUACAGAACAGGACCACGCCCAGGUUCAGUAAUGUCGUCGCCUCAGGGGGUGUUGCACUUGUCACACAAACCGUCAGGCUCCUGACUGUAGGUGUUGAAAUGAUGGCGUACGUCUGGCUGUAUCGUCACAUGCGAUUGGUAGAUAUGUUGUGGGACUCAUCUUUGACCUGGUGGGCAGCAUUCUUUGGGGUGGAAUUUGGCUACUACUGGAGCCAUAGACUGCACCAUGAGGUGAACAUACUAUGGGCCGCACAUCAGGUCCAUCACAGCUCCGAUGAUUACAACAUUCUGUCAUCACUACGGACAUCAGCAUUCCAACGCUGUACCUCUUUUCUCCUGUACUUACCCCUGGCCUUAGCAGUGCCCCCUGCUGCUUUUCUGGUUCAUUACCAAUUGAAUCUUCUAUAUCAGGCUUGGCUACACACAGAGGUGGUUGGUUCCCUGGGUCCCCUGGAGUACAUCCUGAACACACCGACUCACCACAGGGUUCACCACGGCAGGAAUCAGAUGGGAAAGAACUUUGGCGGAACACUCAUCAUUUGGGAUCGAAUAUUUGGCACUUUUCACCAGCAGAGUGGACCACUGAUGUAUGGUUUAAGAACUGCUGUCAACACGUGGGACCCAGUCUGGAUACAGUUUCAUCACUUUGUGUGUAUCUGGAAUACAUUCUGGAAAACCCCUGGGCUGUGGAACAAGUUGCGUGUGCUGUUUGCCAAGCCGGGCCAGGCAGCCGGCAAACCUCAACUGGGAUCUAUCCAGGGGCUUCAUAAGAUACAGCAAGCACCAAAAUACGACAGUAAGGUAUCCACGGGUUGGGUGUUCUACGUACUGAUGCACUUUCUACUCGCUUUGCUGACUUCCAGGACAAUUCCCAAGGAUAUGAGUAUUUUGGCAACCGUCGGUAAACUGGCAACUAUGAUGUGGACACUGUCUUGCAUGGCAGCAAUUCUGGACUGCAGGCCAACUGCUCCGCUCAUGGAACUGUCCCGUUGUGUGUCCGUGUUGGGAACAGGUUUCCUACUGUGCCUCUCUGGUGGCCUGCUGACGUCACAGCCUCUCCUGACAGCUGUCACUCUGGCCUGUCACGCAGGGUCUGCAGUCCUCUGGAGUGUGGAUCUGAUGGGGACGGGUUUUCUGCGCGUUAAAAAUCUGCGCGCGCGUUAAAAAUCUGCGCGCGCGUUAAAAAUCUGCGCGCGCGUU